Suillus clintonianus is the source of this 1200-nucleotide messenger RNA. RefSeq lists its product as uncharacterized. The transcript has 13 exons. The record is from RefSeq and is a predicted model, not a curated record. Lineage: Eukaryota; Fungi; Basidiomycota; Agaricomycetes; Boletales; Suillaceae. Bases 454 to 1155 code for a protein of 233 amino acids.
GUCCAUGAAACUACAAUUUUGUCCAACGUUGAUCCAACGUACGCCAUCAUUAACCCCCCUCAGACUACUAGUACUGCCAUUGCAAGGCAAUCAUGCAUACGCACGACUUUCGGUCCCAUGGCUCACACUACCAGCGGCAGUAAUGUUAUAGCGCGUCCCCUCGUCCAUGAAGUGAAAAUGCUAUAAUUCGUUGCUAAAGUAAAUCAGAUCAAAUUAAGGUUCAAGCGCUUAUGCUUGAACUAUAACUUCUUGACCAAUCAUUUGCAUUGAUAUUGAUCUCCGAGCAAGCCGCAUCAUGAUAUCGUCCUUGGGACCGGGUCACCAGGUUGCCUGGACAGGUCGAAUCGUUGAGGGAACCAUCACAUCGGCUCAGCAGUGAUAUCCCGGGUCUUCAAUAAAUGCCAGUCCCAGGCCUAUCUGCCCACUUCCGAUCUUCAUCCAAUCCAGCUCGACAUGACCUCCCCAUCUGAGAUUGCACUGCGUCUUCAGACCGUCAAAUAUUUCAAGAUGGCAGGAUUGGCAGUCUUGUUUUUUGACUACUGUAUCGAACUGACAGACGAGAUCCACCUCACUUGGGGGAGGAAGUGGGAUUUCAUUCGCAUCAUUUUUGCGGUGGCUCGCUACAUGCCUUUUAUUGAUGUCCCGAUAGACUUGAUUUAUUCCCUUGGACCCACUUCACCACAGCUUUGCCUGUCACUAUACCAAGCCUCCUCCUGGCUUAAUAUAGCUGGCACCGUUGCCGCAGAAUCACUCCUUCUCAUUAGGACGUACACGUUAUGGGGAAGAAAUAGAGUGUUGCUUGUUGCCCUCCUAACGCUUGCGCUGGGCUGCGUUGCAGGAUGCGGGGCGGUCGGUGCCAGUGCUUCAUCCUUGUUCAAAUACCAGGAUCCCCCACUAGCAACUUCUGGCUGUUACCAAAGCCAAAGAAUUGCAAUUUACGCAGUUAACUAUGCCCUGCUGGGUCUUUAUGAGACGGUCAUACUAUUCCUCAAUGUUUUUCAAGCCUGCCAUCACCGACGAGGGCCGGGGAGUAGCCGGCUCAUUACACAUUUGUACUGGGAUGGUAUAAUUUAUGUUCUGUGUAUACUAGCAAUGACAAUGGUCAACAUUGUAGUUAUAGCUUUCCUUCCGGUAAGACAGGUCCUUUUCAAUUAGGUUUUGCUCAUAUUUUGGUGGAGUCGGAUUAUGCAGAAUCUACCA